Messenger RNA from Nicotiana attenuata, 1054 nucleotides. RefSeq names its product transcription factor MYB39-like. Bases 74 to 1054 code for a protein of 326 amino acids. The record is from RefSeq and is a predicted model, not a curated record. Lineage: Eukaryota; Viridiplantae; Streptophyta; Magnoliopsida; Solanales; Solanaceae. The transcript is spliced from 4 exons.
GUUAAAUUUAAAGAGUUGUUCUUUAACUUUCUUGCUUUUCUUCUGUUAUUAAAACUUUAGGAGCUAGGUUAAAAUGGGAAGAUCACCAUGUAUUGAUAAAAAAGGGUUCAAGAAAGGUUUAUGGACACCUGAGGAAGACCAAAAACUCUUGGCUUACAUUGAGGAACAUGGGUGUGGUAGCUGGAGUGAUUUGCCUUCUAAAGCUGGGCUUCAGAGAUGUGGAAGGAGCUGUAGAUUAAGAUGGAUCAAUUAUCUGAGGCCAAACAUCAAGAGAGGAAAGUUCAGUUCGGAGGGAGAGCGAACCAUCUUACAGCUUCAUGCUCUUCUUGGAAACAGAUGGUCAGCGAUAGCAUCUUUAUUGCCAAACAGAAGCGACAAUGUGAUAAAGAACUACUGGAACACACGUUUGAAGAAGAGAUUAAUCAAAAUGGGCAUUGAUCCCAUGACUCAUCAGCCAAAGAGAGAUACAAGUCAAUCCAAUAAGUCCAUUUCAAGCCUGUGUCACAUGGCUGAAUGGGAAACUGCUAGACUUGAAGCAGAAGCUAGGCUUGUUCGGAACUCCAAUAUAAUAUACAACAACAACAACAACAAUUAUCAACCUCGCAAUUUUCAGCUUCCUUGUCUUGACGUACUAAAAGCUUGGCAAAUGUCUCGUACAAAAUCACCAACUAUAAAUGAAGACAUUAAUAGUACAAUUUUUCUUGAUGGUUUUUUCACCAAAAACCUCAAGUCUCCAACACCAUCAGAGAACUUGUUGCUAAAUAUAGAACAAACUGAGGAAGUUGGUGAAAAGUCGUCCUUGCCUACAGUUAGCUGCAUUAAAGACUUUUUCCUAUAUGAAGAUAAAAUAACACAAGAUAACGAUAUUCUCCAAACAGACUUGGCAGAGCUUUUCCCAGAAUAUGAUUGUAGCCAAAAGGCUGAAAACUACUCAAGUGAACAGUUGGAAACUUUUUUGGAAAGCUGCUCUGGAAAUUUUGAGGAUAACAAGAGUAACUGGAACAAUCACUUCCCUUAUUUGGUAACUUCACCAAUUGGUUCUCCAUUAUUCUGA